Messenger RNA from Microplitis demolitor, 2002 nucleotides. RefSeq lists its product as uncharacterized. Lineage: Eukaryota; Metazoa; Arthropoda; Insecta; Hymenoptera; Braconidae. The transcript has 5 exons. Bases 228 to 1820 code for a protein of 530 amino acids. The record is from RefSeq and is a predicted model, not a curated record.
UUUACAGCUCGAUGCUUGGGUUAGUUUGUGUUGACGCUAUUGACGUCAUUGGUAAGAUUUCCAAUUCGUCAUGUUCAUCAGCUUGGUGUUAAUGUGUUAGUGCGUAGCAGUAAUACGCAGUAAUAUUCCUCAAAAAUUUUUCUUCAAACAACUAUUUUAAAUAUUGUAUACACAAAGUAUUAAUAAAUAAAUAGGUCAAGUUAAAUAACUACAGAAAAGAUAUAAAAAUGACGGCUGCUAAGUUUAAUUCGGCCAAAUCCGAAGCAGAAUCACCACUACUGAGGAAUCGUAAAUAUGGGACUCAAAUAUUCGGUUACAUAAACUCCAUAAAAAUAUUUCGAAACAGGCCCUCACUGAAUAGUUGGAUAAUAAGUUUCAUACAUUUAAUGAUAAUUCUGGUCCUCUUAAUUCUUCUCACCCCACCUUUGUUAGUUUUGAUCCCGAUACUAUCAACGAUAUUCAUGUUCACCAUUGUCGCGACCAAAGGAACACUUUUGUCAAUGACUAACGAGCUAAGUGACUAUUACAUGCACGCUUGUGUCCUUGAAGAGGACAAUCGCGGAAGACGAACUGGCAGAGUAGAUAUCUUUCUGACAAAAAAGAGCAGAAUAAUGUGGAUAUGGUGUUUAAUUAUUGCAUACACCCUUCCCGAAUUAAUAAAUUCAUUCGUAUGCUCCAGAAGAGCCAAAAACAAGCCUUCGGCCAGACAAUUUUUGUCAGUAAUUAUCCCAGAAACUUUCCAUACUAUUGGAAUUGCGUUAAUGAUCUUCGAAAUCUUGCCACAAAUAUCUUCGGCACAAGAAACUUUGCCAGAACAAGAUUUCAGUCGCUUCCUUUUGUUUAUAAUUUGGUGCGUGAUCGAGUGGGGAUUGCACAAUCUGAUAUCAACGAUUUUCGAAAUUAAAGAUGUCAAACUGAAAAGCUUGCUGAUCGUGACCGACAUUGUGAUUUUGGGAAUUUUCUUGUGUUUCACGAUGUUCAAUCCGUUUGAUGGAAUCAAUCUUAAUGAUAGCGAUUGCUGGAUUGUCAUCUUGGCGAUGGCUUUUACUCAUGGUGGACUUUGGCAAGAUGUCUCAAAUUCUACAUUCAGUUUUACUAGUAAUCUCUCCCCUAUUGUGAAAGCUCGUGAAAAAUUGAAACCCGUGAAAGAUUCAAUUUUCGCAUGGGUAUCACUUUGGAAAAUAAUUGUUUUCAUUGCAAGUUCAUUUACAAUACUCGCAAGACAGCGUUAUAGCAUAACAGAACUUUUCACAAUGGCUGGACCUGCAUUCAGGGAUUAUAAUAUAACUUUAAAGCCUUCUUCUCGUGAUAUGGAUUCAAUUACCAUUGUCACAGGUUUACGUCUUCCAAUUUUGAUCGUGUCAUUCCAAGUAAUUUUAUCUGUUAUCGUAAAUAUGAAACCGAACAGUAUAAUUUUGCGUUUCUUCCACGGAUUCGAUUUUCGAUCUCGCUGGGGAUUAAAUAUUCCUGUUUUCUUCACCAUCGCAUACUUACUCUGGUCUGAAUUUAUCCGCAGUCUCCAAUGCAAUUUACUUUACAAUCAGGACAUGUUCGAGCACUUUAUGUAUUUCUUACAAGACUUCAGAACAUCUAAGGAAUUCAUAAAAAUUUUUUCCCUCGAUCCUUGUGAAAACAGAGACACUCUUUUGCUAAAAAUUUCCAUCUGCUGGAUUGUAUUGCACUUCCUUUUCCGAUCAAGAAUAAACGCUGUUCUGAAAACCGAAAAAGAACUUGAAAAACCUAAAACUAAAACUCCGCAAGAAGUUACAGUGGUUUCAAAAGACGAAACUGUUGAAGAAGAAAAAAAAUUUGAAUGCUGAUCAAGAAGAAUUUUCUUUAAUAAAUACAUAACCUCACUCAGAGAUUCAAUUACCUCAUUAAAUAUAAGUAGAAGCCGUCAAUUUUUUAUUUUUUAUAAAAUAUUUUACAAUGUCAAUUAUACAAGUGUAUUUAAAUAUUGUAUGAAUAAAAAAUAAAAAUUAUAUUAAUUUUUUCAGAGUAU